CAGCAAUAUAUCUGAUAUCCAGCAAACAUCCUCAUAUAUAUUUUUGUGUCUGGGUCCUGUUACCUCACCUCUGAGAUUGACUCUCAUCAGUGUCCUCGAACAAUGCCAUGUUCAAAAGGUUUCUUCAACUAAUCAUGGGGUCCAUCGCAAAAUCACCUCACCCUGUACCUGCACUCACCCCCCGCGUCCCCAUCCCCAAAAAUGGCGUAGACUAUCGCGGUAAAAUAGUACUGGCCCCCAUGGUCCGCUCAGGGGAGUUGCCCUCCCGCCUCCUUGCUCUGAAAUACGGCGCGGAUCUCGUCUGGGGCCCUGAAACCAUCGACAGAGCCCUGAUCGGCUGCACCCGUCGCAUAAACCCGCGCAACUCCAUGGUCGAGUUCACCCGCCUCCCCUCCAACGGUGGGCGCCAAAAUACCCCAAAUGCCAAAGAAUCCGUAAUCUACCGCAUCGACCCACACCGCGAAAGCGGCAAACUGAUCUUCCAAAUCGGCACCGCCUCUCCAAACCUAGCCGUCCAGGCCGCCAAAAUCAUCGCCGCAGACGUUGCCGGCAUAGACGUGAAUGCCGGCUGUCCCAAACCCUUCAGCACCAGCGGCGGCAUGGGAGCUGCCCUCCUCCAGACCCCAGACCUGCUCGUUUCCAUCCUCACCGCCCUCGUCCAACAGAUCGGGAACCCGUACCAGAUCGGCAUCUCCGUCAAAAUCCGCCUCCUCGCCGACCCAGAACGCACCCGCGACCUCGUCACCCGCCUCUGCGCCACGGGCAUUACGGGCCUGACCGUCCACUGCCGCACGACGCCCAUGCGCCCGCGCGAGCGCGCCAUCCGCGCCCAACUGCCCAUGAUCGCCUCCAUCUGCCGCGCCGCGGGCGUCGCCAUCCUCAUGAACGGCGACGUCGAGUCGCGCGACCACGGCCUCGCGCUGAUGUCCGAAUACGGCGUCGACGGCGCCAUGAUCGCGACCUCCGCGGAGGCGAACUCGUCCUGCUUCCGCAGCGGGGCGCAAGGCGGGCUCCUCCCCUGGCGCGACAUCGUGUAUGCCUACAUGGAUUUCUGCCUGCAGUGCGAGAAUAAGUGGGGGAAUACCAAGUAUUUGCUCAACAUGCUUAUUCCCGGGAAGGAGCGGGCGUUCAAUGCGGCGAAGCAGUCCAAGUCGUAUCAGGAGGGUUGUCGGGUGUUGGGGUUUGAGGAUCUGAUUGCGCGGGCGAAGGAGGUUGAUGCGAUUAUUGGGCGGACACCGCUUGAUGCUUAUGCUGAUGCUGAGGAGCAAGGUGAAUCGUGCAAAAGGCGAUGUUGACGAACGAGAGUGCAAAGGCCGCGGGUAUCAGUGCUGGUGACGGGAAUGCUCAUGCUCAUGCUCAUGCUCGUCAAUCGGGCGGCAGAAUGGGUAAGGAUAGAGGCGUUAAGAGAGCGACGGGGGGUACACCCGUGGUGGAUGGCGAUGAUGAGAAUAAUGUGCCUCUUGGACUAGAUUCUGCUGCUGCUGUCUUGGUCGAUAUGCCUGCUGUAACAGCUGCUGUUGCUGCUGCUGCGCAUCCACCUGCUGGGGAAAAUGCGCCUGUUCCCCUACAUUGAUAUUCAUGAAUGUCUCCCAAUUCCUUUGCGCUCCGCGUACCCAUUAUGCCUGUCGAAAAUACCCGAUCUAUCCAUACUCGCCAUCCAACCACACUCGGUCCAUCUUUGCUAUUCAGCGUCUUAGAUCAAUAUGUUGCAUAAUGUUGCAUAAUACCGGCGUUGUAUCUGUGGGAUUUUACUUUGUGUUUUUCAUUUUCAUUUAUUUUGGCUGCUUCUAGAUUUCAAUUUUUUUUCACCCUCUUGAUUUAACACUUCAAGAGUACAUAUAUACCCUACUGCGCAGGGGAAAAAAUGAAUGUAUUCAGUUCACACAUUAUUUUUUGUCAUUCAUAUUUGUUACGUAUAUACACCCCCCCUAGGUUUCCACCCUAUUAAAUUUUUUUUUCUCCUUUCAUAUAUGUGCCCUCCAAAUGGAGAAGCAACGCGUUCAAUCCACGGAUGCGACAUGGCUGCACGCUCGACUCAAAACACCUCUGUACUGGAAG
Messenger RNA from Blastomyces gilchristii SLH14081, 2058 nucleotides. Its product is annotated as tRNA-dihydrouridine synthase 2, variant. Gene Ontology annotation, biological process: tRNA dihydrouridine synthesis. Gene Ontology annotation, molecular function: tRNA dihydrouridine synthase activity; flavin adenine dinucleotide binding. The transcript is spliced from 2 exons. Gene Ontology annotation, cellular component: cytoplasm. Bases 108 to 1295 code for a protein of 395 amino acids. The record is from RefSeq and is a predicted model, not a curated record. Lineage: Eukaryota; Fungi; Ascomycota; Eurotiomycetes; Onygenales; Ajellomycetaceae.